Messenger RNA from Penicillium hordei, 216 nucleotides. RefSeq lists its product as uncharacterized. Bases 1 to 216 code for a protein of 71 amino acids. The record is from RefSeq and is a predicted model, not a curated record. Lineage: Eukaryota; Fungi; Ascomycota; Eurotiomycetes; Eurotiales; Aspergillaceae. The transcript is spliced from 2 exons.
AUGGGCUCUUCGCAGUUAGACUGGAAUUCCAACCAUGAAUUCUUCAAAUUCACGCGUGGUCGGUUUAUUGUAGACGAGGUCGAGAAUUUUCCAAACCGAGAUAUUAAAUUUGACAUGAACAGACUUGCAAGAGUUGACCAGACUCGGUCGGAGCCGCUGAAAGCAUUUCCAUCACGUAGUAUGCCGACGGCAUAUUCAACAAAACCUUCCUCAUGA